CUGUGGUGAAAUUGACAUGACAUGAUAAAUAAUGACGUGAUUCGAGCGAGAUUCACUGGCUCUCACAUUUUACUUGUUCAAAAUUUUUUACUGUAAUUAUUUGUCUAUUGCGAGAGUAUUUUAAUUAUUGAUAUUAAAACUAUAUAAAAGUCAUAAGUUGGUGCCCAAAAAUAAUACGAUAAAAGAAUCAGCUGACGAACAUAAACAAAGGGCAUGAUAAUAUUCUGUGAAGUGGCGAAAUAUUUACAAAAUACAUAGUGAUCCGUGCUGUAGCUAUGGAUAUUGAUGGUUCAUCUAUGCCAAAUCCCCAAAGUAUUGGGGAAAUAGAUCAAAAUUUACUUUUACAGUUUAGCUGUAUGAAUACUACAGAUAGGGAAGAACUAAUAGGUCAAAUGCAGAGACUAUUAGGACCAAGUUUGACCCAUAACACAGCCAGUUUUUUUCUUGAUAUGAGUAAUUGGAAUUUGCAGACUGCAAUAUGUUGCUAUUUAGACUAUACCUUACCACAAAAACUUCCAUCAAUGUCAUUGAAGGCUGCUCAAAGUCAGGAAACUGCUGUUGGUCCCGGGGUUUGUUUUGAACAAAAUUGGACCAUUGCUAAUACAGGGGCUGAGAGUUGGCCUGGUAGCUGUAGACUGGUACAAGCUGGAGGAGAGCCACUUGGUGCCACACCUGUUUAUGUGCCUCCUUUACCUCCGGGACACUCCACCACUGUUAUGUUAACAUUAGUUGCACCUAGCAGGCCUGGUACACAUAGGGGCUAUUUCCACUUAGUGACUGAAAAAGGAGACCAAAUAGGAGAUACAUUGUGGGUGGAAGUCACGGUGGAGUCAGAGAUGACCAUGGCUCUGGUGGAGCAACUAGCUGCACUACCAGUCCCAAGUAGUAGAACAGAUGACGCUGCCACAUCUAACGUUACUCAGAUGCCACAAGAUGACCAGAUGUGUUGAUAAGAAUUGAUGCAGUGUCACAAAAAUUUUAAUUUAAUUUUACUUAUACAUCACAAAACCAUUGGUUUAAAUUUUUAUCAUUAUAUUAUAAUAUUAAUAUUUGAUUUAUUUAAAUAAAGUUUUUUUUUUCAAUUCAAAAAUAAUGCAUUUUGUAGUAAAAAUUAAGUUACUUGUAUUCUUUCAUGUUCCAUUAAUUUCUUAAUCAAUUGAACCACAAAUGUACAAAUUAAACUGGUUGCUUAGAGAUAAGUAAUACAGUUCGUAAGAAGCUUGCAAAACAUUUCCUGUCCCUUCGCAAAAUGUCCGGCCAUCACGAUGGCUCUAUUUAUUACUCACGCUUGUCUUUUUACUUUUAUUCCAGUGCUCAUGCACGUUUGAAUACUAAGUAAAUCAUCAAGCUCUUGGAAAUCUUUAAAUGGAACUGAGUGAGGUAACUUAUAAACUAGUAAGUACAUACAUCUUUUUUUCCAUUUACAAUAUGUUGUGGAGAAGGGACAUUCUGAAAGAGGGAUUUUGUACAAAAAUUACGAACUGAAUUCAGUGCAGAAAAAAAGCAGAACUGCCAAUCUGGAUGUAAAUAUUUUACAAAGGUAUGUUUCCUAGUGGGAUCUCAUGCACCCGAACUAAGUAAUGUACAUUGUAUAAUGAACACCUCCAAAUGGCUUCAUGCAUGAAUUUUUUGGAAGAUAUCAAUCGAUCCUACUUCCGGUGACGUUCAAAUGUUUCUAAUAAACCUGCUAUUUAUAGUACACCAGAAACUUCCAAAUUGUGAAAGUAAAUGUGGUUGUGGCGCACCAGGAGUAAAAGAGUGCAACGUACAAAAAGCGGGCGCCCUGUGACGUCACGUCACACACGGCUGCGUCAAAAUGUAGGCACAAGAAUCAUGAAAUUGUUAUUUGUUUUACAAGGGGGCAAAGUUGUUUAACCGCUCGUUCUAAUAUUGAUACCCGACCAACCGAAAGAUUCCAAAAUUGAACCACGAGCGUAGCAAGAGGUCCGAGAAGUGGAAUCUUGAGCGUUGCGAGGGUUUCAAGGCACGAGGGUUAAACAAACUUUACCUGAACGUGUUUAUUAAACAAACAUUAAAAAAUAUUUCUCAUGCAUGUAGCCCAUUGUAGAGUAGCUGUAAGACAACAAAAAAAAUAUGAAUUUGUUAGAUAGUAAUGAAAAUUUUACAAAACAUUGUAAUGAAGUGUUUAUUUUAGUAGCAUCACUUAUCUUUUAUUUAUAAAUUGCAUUGCCAUUUAGUAAAAUAAAAUUGGGGUUUUAUUUGUAGUUGUAAAACAAUUAUGUAUGUGAAGAGUACAAUUUGAAAGCAAUAAAUGAUUUUAAAUUA
Molecule: messenger RNA, 2286 nt
Organism: Cydia pomonella (codling moth)
Lineage: Eukaryota; Metazoa; Arthropoda; Insecta; Lepidoptera; Tortricidae
Product: protein ILRUN-like
Exons: 5
Coding region: 276-950 (224 amino acids)
Molecular function (GO): protein binding
Source: RefSeq, a predicted model, not a curated record